This is a messenger RNA of Colletes gigas, 2786 nucleotides long. RefSeq names its product SH3 domain-binding glutamic acid-rich protein homolog. The record is from RefSeq and is a predicted model, not a curated record. Bases 456 to 1040 code for a protein of 194 amino acids. NCBI's taxonomy places the organism in Eukaryota, Metazoa, Arthropoda, Insecta, Hymenoptera, Colletidae. Gene Ontology annotation, cellular component: cytoplasm. The transcript has 5 exons.
UACCAAAUUGAAAUUCGCGCCGCGUUAAAAUCGCAUAUAUAAGACGAAGAAAGCGCGGGCCACGGUGAGUAUGCAAUCGCGGUACCGUCGAAAAAUUUCCACGGGCAGGUAGUCGUGCGUAUUGACCUCAAUGCAGCACCGUUAGCUUUCAACGAGGGUGCACGUCGGUAUCAGGAUCACAGUUUGAUCAUAGCCGCGACGUAGAAAGGAUUCGCGUGCAGUCGUGCAUGAGAACACUCGUUAAACCGGCUUGAAAUGACGUAGCAAGUGGAUCCCAGACCAGCCAGACCCGUGCGCGUUAAAUCAGUGUUGCUCAUCGUCGGCGAUACCCGGGACUAAUAAAUAGUCUAUAGCGAUUCACUGAUCGCUUAUCACUCCGCGGAACUCGCUAAUCGUGGAACACGCACUGAAGAGGAGUGCAAACUUGUCAAUUGAUACGAGGGCGCCGGCUAACGAUGGUCGUCAAAAUCUACAUAUCGGGUAUCAGCGGCAACAAGGAAGUGAAGAAGAGGCAACAACGUGUUUUAAUGAUAUUAGAUAGUAAAAAUGUAGAAUAUGAAACCAUUGACAUAACAGAACCAGGAAAAGAAUUAGAGAAAGAAUUUAUGCAAACCAAUGGUAUUGCAAGAGAGAGUAAAUAUCCUUUACCUCCACAAAUAUUUAAUGAAGAGGAAUAUUGUGGGGAUUAUGAAGAUUUCGAUUUGGCAAAUGAAACGGAUGAAUUAGAAGAAUUUUUGAAAGUGGCGCCUCCUGCUAGUGCAUCAGAAACUGCUCUUGACUCAAAUCAGAGUAAGAAUAUCCAAGAAAAUGGAAAUACCACGAGUCGAGAACCUUCCACAGACAAAGAUGCAACUGCAGUGCAAGCAGAAAGUACAGAGGAAAGGACGACUUUGCCAAAUGAAAGUGUAGAGCCGGCCGAAUCUAAACCAGUAGAACACGAUGGCGGGACAAAUAUUGCGACCGAUGAAGUCGCGGAACAUCCAAAGGACAAUGUCGAAAAAAAUGAAGAAAAAUCCGACAACGAAGAGAAAGAAGAGUAGGCGUGUAAAAUAAUCCAUACGAUUUUGGGACGUUUUAUAUUUUUUUGACAUCCUUGGUUUUCCACCAAUAAGGGUAUUUUAUAAAAAGCUAUAUUUAUCACAUUUUUAAGGCUGAGUGAAGGUACUGCCAAGAUAAUAUUUCUGCUCUGCAGAAGGUAUAUUGAAUGAACAGUAUAAAUGAAAUAUAAGCGAUACUUUUAUAGAACUAUUUUAUAUUGCGACCGAAUAUGUUUUCGCCAAUAGAUUCUUGAUAGAUCUGGCUAGAAGAUAUGAAUUAACUUCAUCUUUCUUCAUAUCGUUAAUUAAUAUAAUGUUUUUAAUUUCGUAUGCUGACAUUUUGCAGUAUUUAUACGAUAUUUUAUUAUAUUUAAUUGCAAUUCUAACGAUGUACUAGAAGUAAUAAAUUUGCAAUAUUGUGAUUGCUUUCUGUCCUUUUACUUGUUUAAAGUAUACUGACAAGUUUAGGUAAAUUUAUCGUAUUUUAAAAUUAUGUUUUAUCGUUUCGUUUGAAAUGUUAUACUGAACUAUUAAUUUUCUAAUUAAAAUUUCAAUUGCUUUAAGAGUUUUCUAGUAGCUUUCGUGUGUUUCUUCAUGGUCUAAGAUAUAUACUAUUCGCUUACCAUUUGUACUGAAAAAUGACUUCCAUAAUAUCAAAUGUAGGUCAUAUUGACAUCUCAAAAAUUUUAGUCUCGUUCUUUUAGUUUUAUACAAGCUUUUUAAGAUUAGUGCUUCCUGUUGUGUAAGAUAAAUAAGUUCGGACAGUACAACACUCAGUUUUGCAUAAAAUGCAAUUAUUACAAAAGACGACACAAAAUUAGUUAUAUUACAAUUUUACCAAUAUCAUACGCACUAACAAUUCUUUAUUGCCGAGUACAUAGAUCCUAAAAUGAUUCUUCAUAUUAUUUCUAAGAAAGGUAGGAUUAAUUUAGAACAGAUUUCUUAGUUUUGCAUAAUGUAUCUGACAAAAUUACAUACUAAUUUGUUAUAAUUACAUUUAUAUCAACCCUAUUCUUGUUAUUAUUAAUAUAAUUCGUACAGAUAUUCCAGAAGAACUAAAAAUAAAAUAUGCGUAGAGUAAUCUAUAGCAAUAGCUCAUUUCCUUUUUUCAUGAUGAAAAUAUUUACUUAUAAUUGUAUAAUUAAAUAUGAAUUACCGAAUUGUUGAAAAUCUUGAACCCUGUUAUCGAAGGCCUACUUAUGAGCGUUUCUAUAAAAAUUAGUAUCGAUGAAACGCAUUUUAUCGGACCUGGUUACUUGUCGGAAUAGCUUAAAAUAAUUUUAAUUAUUUUAUACAUACCGCUCAAUGCUAAUCAAAUACUAAGCGGGUAUUAAUCACGAACAAAUGGAAGCUUUAUGCAAAUGUUACGAACUGUUUUGAUAUAAGGCAAAAUUAAAUAUAAUACGAGAACUUCAUGAUACGAUAAUUGUACAUGAGAUAAUAAGCCUGACUAAUUUUAAUAUAGCGUACAGCAAGCUUUUUAAUAUCAAAUAUGUGCUACUAGAAACGAAUUAGGAAGAAAAUUAUAAAGCUUUACCGAAGUAAAUCGUGAUGUCCAUCGUGUUGUUAUCAUAGAACACUAUAUCCGUAAGAAAUUGGUGUUGGACAUGAACAUUACAGUUAAUAAAUUUUAACAUGAUAUAUAUUCAAAAUAUAUAUUUGCGAAAACAAUAUUCAUUAUACACGAUGUAUAUGAAUCAUGCCGAUCAUUGUUACAUGCAUAUAAGAAUUUACUAAUAAAUAUCAUGA